This is a messenger RNA of Paramecium pentaurelia, 2835 nucleotides long. The record is from the annotation of a GenBank genome assembly. NCBI's taxonomy places the organism in Eukaryota, Ciliophora, Oligohymenophorea, Peniculida, Parameciidae.
AUGAAAAGUAUUCAACAACCAAGUCAAGUCUCUUUAGUUAAUAGAUAAUUCUCUCUUCAAAAAGAUAUUGGAAAUUUUACAAUGUAAUCUCCAGAUAAAUAAAUCUAUUGUCCUAAAACAUCAUCAUAAGCUAAAAUAUUAACAUAUGGCCAUUCUCCUUAUAUGUAAUCACCCUUGUUUGAUGGAAAAUGUAUAAACUAAAAUAAUAUUACAAUUUAAUUAUCUCCACCUUAAAAAUUAGAGAUUUCCUCUUAAUACAAACUUAAUACAAAGACUUUGAGUCAAAAUUAUGAUGUACUUAAACCAUAUAAUCAACAAGAAACAAUAAAAACAUAAAAUGAUUUGAAACCAAAUUAUGGAAAAUGUAAAUAGGAAAAUCAUAAAACACAUGCAAACUUUUAAUGUGAAAUCAAUAAAGAUACUACAACAGAUAGAAAAAGUAAUACGUUUAAAAAAAAUGAAACUAUUUUAGAAAGUAAAGAAAAUUAUGGAUUAACUACAAAAUCUCCAAUUAUUGAUCAUCAUAAUACUGUGGGAAAUAGUAGGUUAUCAUCUUAAAAUUUUGGAUUUUUAUAAUAGAAACCAAAAAUAUCAACAGAAAUAACAAAGAUUUCUGGAUAAUUAAGAGAUUUGAUGUCAAAUGUUUAAAGAUUUGUUAAUAAUGGUAAAAUGCCAGAUAUUAUUAAUGAUAAAAUGAUUGAAAUAUUAGCUACAUUUAGAAAAGUUGAAGAAUUAUCUAAUGUUGAGCCUAAUGAAAAUGAAUCAAAAACAUUAAAUAUGGCAGAAGAUUAUAAUAGACUUAAGACUAUACUUGAAUAAUUAUAAAUAAAAAUGACUGCUUUGGUCUAAGAGAAUUAAAAAGUAUUUAAAAAUAUUAAUCUCAUAGUUAAAUAAAAAUUUGAUUUAACAAGAAUAAAAAGUAAAUGAAGAAUAAAAUAAAAGACUAUAAGCUGAAGAAAAAGCAAAUUAAACAAAUAAAGAAUUCAAUAGAGUAUUUGAAUGUUUACAAAUAAAUUAAAAAGAGAAUGAAGAACUCAAGAUGAAAUUAUAAUAAAAAGAUUCUGUUAAUAGUUUAAAGAUUUAUCAAAACAACAUCACUAAUGAUGAUAUACAGGAUUAUAAACAAAGAAAUUUAUAAUUAAAAAAAGAUUAUGAAUAAUUAGAAAGUAAAUAUAAGUAGUUAUUGUCUGAAAAAGCAAAUUCAAAAGAAUUACCUAAAUCUCCUUUAAUAAUGAAAUCAAUUCAUUCAAGUACUUCAAAAUAAUAAGAAUAAUUAGAGCUUAAAUUAUUAUAAUUAUAAAUUGAAAAUGAUAAUUUAAAAGCAGAUAUGGCUCAUAAUUAAGUUGAUUCUAAGGCUAUUGAUAACAAAAAUGAAAUGAUCUAAAAGUUAGAUGAAAAAAUUAAAUCUAUUUUAAAAGAAAAAGCAAUUUCUGAAGAAUAAUAAAAUUAGAUUUGUCAUAAUUUAGAAAUCUUAAAUGAAUAAUUAAAGAAUACAUUAUUAGUUAAGGAAAAUGAGAUUUCUACUUAAUUAAAAUAAAGAAAUGAAAUGGAAAGAGAAUUAAAAGGAUAGAUUAAUAAUCAUACUCAAUAAUUAAAAGUAUUGGAGGAUAAAUUAUAAGUCUCAAAAUAAGAUUAUUAAAAAUUGUUAGAUGAAUUUAAAUCUAUGGAUAUUAGAAAGAAUAAAAUAUAAGAAGAAUAUAAAAUAAAUGAAAAAAAGCUAGAAAAAUUAAAUUAAGAGAUUUAGUUUUAAAAUUAAGAAUUAAAAAAAACUCUUGAGAAUAAUAAAACUUUAAAUAUAAAAAAUGAUUAAAUAAAUCAACAAUUGUAAUAGUAAAAUAAAGUAUAAUAAUAAUUACUUCAAUAAAUUGAAGGGUAAAAAUAAACUGAAAAUGCUUUAAGGAUAGAAUGUGAUAGAUUAAAUAAAAUGAAUUAAGCAACUCAAUAAGAUAUGAAAUAUCAAGUAACAGAAUUAAAUGAGAUGAUUUAAUUAUAAGGAAGAAGAACUCAAGAGAAAGAAAAUUAAUUAAAUGAAUUACUUGAAGAAAUGAGAGAUAUGAAGGAUUAAUAUGAGAUAUAAAAGAAAGUUUGUUAAGAAAGUAUUAAUGAUUUAGAAAGAAGAUUAAAUAAUUCAAAAUUAUAAAAUGAAGAACUAUUAUAAGUAAAAGAAUAAGAAAUUAUAGACUAUAAAUUAAUAAUGGAAUAAUAAUUACAAAUGCUUGAUAAAAGAAAUGCAUUAUCAUCUUAUGAUUUUGAUUAAAGGGAACAAUAAUUUUAAGUUGAAAUUCAAAGUAAAAAUGAGUAAUUAGAUGUAUUAAAGUAAGAACUAGAAAAAAUAAGAAGCUAAAGCUUUAAUACAUAAGAAGAAUUAUUAAAAAUUGGAAUUUAAUAAAACCAAAAUUAAGCUACUAUAAGUAAUUUAAGAAAUGAAUUAAAUUAAUCAAAAUAAGAAUAAUAACACUUGAUUGAAAUGUUGAAGAAGAGAAAGGAAGAAGUAGAAUAAUUACAUUUUAGUUUAGAAGAAAUGAGAAAAGAAUAAUAAAAUAAAAAGUAACAACAAGAUGAUAAUAGAAGUAAUUAAUUAUAUAAAUUUAUAUAGGAUCUAUAUAGAGAUAGUAAGAUCUUCAAAUUAUAAUUGAAAAUCUUUAAAAAGAUAAUAUAAAUCUUUAGUAAAAAUUAAAUACUUUGUAAAAUGAAUAUAAUAGAAAAUAAAGGGAAUUAAAUGAGAAAAAUGAUGAAUUUUUAAAUAUUAAAAGAAAAUAUGAUGAAACAGUUUAGAAUUUAGAGAGAUUAGAAAAAAGAUGGGGUGAAAAAAUUGAUUAACAUAGAAGAAUUUGA